AAUAAUUAAUAAGACUUUGCUACGAUGACUUGGUGUUAACUGCAAGUAACUGUUAUUUGGAGUUAACCAAUGAAUUUAGACCGUUGAUCACCUUAUGUUCUCUAGGAAAGUUCAACCUACAGACUAACUUGUCAACCUUGACAUCUUUAUCGUCAUAUAGAAACACAACUACGGAAUUUAUUGAUAUAUGCAUUUUCAAUUGAGGUCGAUCCUUACAAGAUACACAAAAUACCACUGCAUACUACUACUGAUGGGAUCAACCGUGUUGGUGAAACAUAUCUCCACUUGCUCUUCCAGAUAAAUGUUUACCUGAAACCUAACCAAACUCUUAUACCACUUGUCGGAACCAGAUAGCUCCACAUUAGUACAAUAUUGUUCUCUUCUGACUUAACCCGCACAAAUUUGCUACUAGGUAUCUUAUCAAAAGGCCUCGUAUUGACAAAUUAAUCUCAAACCACUACGAGAUUUGGAGACUUGCUUUUUAGAGAUGACCGUAAAAGAAGCGCCAGGGAAGGGUUUGUUCGUGCAAUCUGAUGGAGAUCUCCGUCUGAAUGCAUACUGUGAUGCGGACUGGGGAGGUUAUUUGCAGACUAGACAUUUUACUACUGGUUACUUCGUUCGCCUGGGUGAUAGUCCGAUCUUCUGGAGGACCAAGAAACUGCAGGUUGUGGCUCGAUAUUCAGCAGAGACUGAAUAUCGUGAAAUGACAGUUAUAGUUAGUGAAGUUAUAUGGUUACGGUGGUUACUUCGUGAACUCGGCGUGUCCACUCCUAGCGCCACUCCUCUUCCAUGAAAGAACGAAGCACGUGGAAAUGGAUUGUCAUUUCGUUAAUGAGUGUGUGACUCGGGAGAAGUUGCGCCAAAGAAGAUUCACACAACCAAUCAGGUUGCCGACAUAUUCACAAAGGGGUUAGGAGCGGAGCAGUUCGCAGUUCUUAGUGGCAAGCUCGGACUUCACGACAUUCACUCCUUCUCUUUAGGGGGAGUGUUGUAGGACACUGUUGUGUAUCGAGUGCAGUGUUAUACUCGAUAGUGUCCAUGUUAUAGAAGUAUGGCUAGUGUUUGGUAAUUAACCAUAUAACCCUAGGAGAUAGACGUGAAGGGAUAUAUAGGUGUUGUUGUGGCCGAGUUUGGCUGUGUGUGUAAGUGUGUUAGUUGUUUCAAGAAACCUAAUAACAACAGCAUCGAAGGCUCCUUGAGUGAGCCUUUCGUGGAUAAGUCUCAUUCACACCGAACGAGGCUACCGCGUAAUAUGAUUUCGAUAUUACGCAAUCUUUGAUUAAUCACAUAUGUAAUUGGGAACUUAGAUAUUGAAACAUAUUAAUGUGAAGCUGUUAACUAGAAACCUUAUCACAUUGUAUAUGUAAUGUUUGUAACAAAGAAUGUAACGAACAACGAUAGAAAAGGAUAGUCAAUGGUCUAAGUAAACAUACGAGCGAAUAAAAAGAUGCCAACCAUUAAUAGCAAUGAAUUUGUUACCUAAUUCAAAAAUAAAUUAUCAUCAUAAUCAUGUCUUGUAGCCUAUAAAUGCACACACCACAAUUACACUUCCCCUCACAUCCAAACACACAAAUAAAAAAAAAAUCUUGAGAAAAAAAUAAUAACCACUCUACGAAGAAGAAGAAGAAGAAGAAGAAGAAUGUUACAUUUCUCGUUACCAUGACUACCUUUCUAGCCAUCUUGUCCGGCACUACUUUGACAUGGGGUUGGUGGCAACCAGGGGCGGAGCUACGUUCAAUAUAGGGUGGGCCCCGCGCCCCCCUAUGAUCUUAAAUAUAUUUAGUACAAAUUUUAUAAGUUUAACUUGUUCUGUUAGUUCUAUCAUGUAAUAGUAAUGUGACCUUAUGGUAGUCAAGUUGGAUGUUUUAAUGCACACGGGUUCGAUCCACUUAGGCAACAUAUUUUUUGUUUAAUUAUUCCCCCGGUCUCGAAAUCCUAGCUCCGCACUGGCAACGGAUCAGAAACUUGAACGACGAGCACAUCAAGGAGAUUGCUCGAUUUGCCGUGCAGGCUUACAAUGAACAAGUUUCCGACCGUCCCCCACUGGAACUCUUGAAGGUGGAGAGAGGCGAAUUCGAAAAUGUGACCGGCGGCAACGACUACCUGCUCACCGUGACGGCGGUUGUACCCAGAGAAGGCACCAGAGUAAAUCUAUAUAAAACAAUUGUUUACGAAAAAUUUUUUAAUAAAAAAAAUUAUUAUCU
This is a messenger RNA of Linum trigynum, 2204 nucleotides long. NCBI's taxonomy places the organism in Eukaryota, Viridiplantae, Streptophyta, Magnoliopsida, Malpighiales, Linaceae. The record is from the annotation of a GenBank genome assembly.